AAUAGCCAUUAUUUUUCCCUUCUCACCGUCGACGGCCUCUCCGCUUUCUCCUCUCGCUCGCCCUUCUGCAACCCUAGAAUCGCCACCUGCGCCACCACCGAAAUCCCAUCUUUCUGAUCCUUCCGCCACCGUUCUUUCCUCCGAUCUCGAUCCCUUUGCGUGUCGCGAAGGGGAGGUUCCAUGAACUGCGAAACCUGCCAACUCAAGGAACUGGUGGUGGUGCCGACAGAGAUACAAGAUGUGCUGCGUUGCAUAUUGCAUACAAUUAUCUUCCAUAGAGCAUUAGGACUUGUUCGGCCCAAGGAUGUUGAGUGUGAACACUUCGAGCUCACCUAUGUUCGUUGUGGAGAUCAUGAGAUUGAAAAGAAGAUAGAUGAAAAGAUUGACCAGUUCAUUGGUUGGGUAGAGAAACAUCCAAACAGAAAAGGCCAGGUAUGCUUAUCUUUUUACGAGAUCAAAAACAAGCAUGCAACAUGGUUUUUCAUCAGACUCCUCUUUUGGUUGGCAUGCUGAUGUGCUUAAGAGGAUGCUGCAGACUGGACAUCCUUCCAUGCUCAGUUGACUUUAAAAUUAUGCAGG
Musa acuminata subsp. malaccensis (wild Malaysian banana) is the source of this 579-nucleotide messenger RNA. The record is from RefSeq and is a predicted model, not a curated record. Lineage: Eukaryota; Viridiplantae; Streptophyta; Magnoliopsida; Zingiberales; Musaceae.